CCCAGGGUUCUCGAUCAUCCCCUGAGGGUACCAAAGUACCUGACAGGCUGAGCUCUGAUGGGCUCGCUGCUGUUGACGCUUGGCCAGGGGUUAUCCGGGUUAAGCGAGAUCAUACGGACAAUGAAGCCUCUUGACUGGCUCACCUGCUCGGGACCGAACAUGGGUUGGCAGGGUCCGAUAAGGGAAGCGAUGCUUACCUCAGGUAACCUAGGGCACCUGUUGCUACCCAUACAGUACUGUAUUUCAACGAUGGUACACUUAUUAAGCGCUCACAAUUGGCCCCUCCGCACCAGAGACACCAACUAUACGCUCACCGGCCACACCAUGUCGUGAUUGAAUUGCUCAUUUGACCGUAUCACCUUGAUUGACAGGCACUAAGAUGAUUGUUUGGUAGAAUACUGUAGAGAAGCAGACAGUGUAGGACAAUUGAGCUUCUCCGGUGGCAACGGCUCUGGGCUGAGAUCUCUUCAAUGAUGCACGAGGGAUAUCGAUGCAUAAGUGUUCUCCUCCUUUCCUUCGUUCAAGACAAA
Molecule: messenger RNA, 530 nt
Organism: Xylona heveae TC161
Lineage: Eukaryota; Fungi; Ascomycota; Xylonomycetes; Xylonales; Xylonaceae
Exons: 1
Coding region: 58-333 (91 amino acids)
Source: RefSeq, a predicted model, not a curated record